AUGAAAUACUCUUUUUCAAUUCCUCAACGGAAAUAUUUAGUCAAUAAGGAAAUAAAAUAUCCUGUGGAGAGGUUUCAUAAAGCAUGCAGAAAUGGAGAGAUAGAUCUUGUCAAAGAGAUUUGUACGAGUGACAGAAAAGAUGAAUACAUUGAUUCUGUUGAUAAUCAUCUCAAGUGGACACCUUUGGUACGCAGUAUUCUUGCAAGACAAAUUACUGUGGUAAAAAUGCUUCUGACGGCUGGAGCGAAUCCUGAAAUUAUAAGCUCUGAUGGAGAAACUGCAAUUUUUUAAUGCAUGCAAAAUUCAGAGUUCUACGAUUUUAGAGCUAUUAAUUAGAUAUAAGGUGGAUCUAAAUGUUGUGAAUAACAAAGGAGACUAUCCACUGCAUAUAACCUGUAUUCAAGGGAAUAGGAUGAUGUGCCAAUAUUUAUUAGCUAAAGGAAAAGCAAACCCAAAUGUCCAAAAUAAAAUUUCAAAUAAUACUCCUCUCCAUAUUGCAAUUGAGAGAGGACAUAUUGAUUGAGCAGUAUUGUUGCUGAAAUUUGGAGCAACUAACACUGUUCUCAACAUUAAUGGUCAAAAGCCAUUUGAUUUAGGAAACAAAUUGGACAAAAUAAAGCUUGAGAACUUUCUCUCUUACAAUAGAAGAAGUAAAUCUUGAAUAAGGAGAGAUAGAAGCAGAUCCAAACCAAGUUUCAUAGACUGUGACCUUUCUUGAAUAUCAACUUAUAAAGCAUCUCAGUGCGAAUCAGGUUUAAAUUCUCCUUCGUUCUCAAAUGGAAUAUCUAAAUUCCUUUACUCAACUAUUCAAAGCAAUAACCAAAAUGAAAAUUUAAGCCACAAAGAGGGGAUUAACAAAAGCAAUUGUCGAACAGAUCAAUGCUUGCAUCUUCAGGAGCAUCAGAAAAAUGCAUGAACUACUCAAAACAAGAAUAAAGCCAAUUUUCCCUGAAAAGACAAGCAAAUUCAAAAUGCCUAUUCUGAAUUCUACAAACAAGCGACUCACCAAGAAAACAGUUCAUAUAUAAAAAUAAACGAAAAUAAUACUCCAGCUGGUGAAGGGAUCAUACAAAGCGACUCUGGCUUCACUCAUGAACGAGUAGUAGAAACUGAAGAGAAGAUGUUGAGCUUUGACCUAAACACAUCUUUGGAAAGACUUAAUGAAAAGUUGAAAUAAAGCUUUAGAAGAAGAGAUUGAUCAGGAAAAUAACAUGAAUGAUAGUAACCUAAAUGCAGAUUUAGCAACCAUUGAUUAUAUCAUUGAAAACGGAAAAUCAACCAAAUUAAUACAAUCACUUGGAGAACAGAGGAGAGAGAGUAAGGGAAAUACCUUUGAGUUUACUAAAACUCAUGCUACUGGAAGUUUUGAUGAUAGUUCUCAGAAGAACUUUCUGAAGCAAAAUAUUAAAGAUAUCUCUGGAGUCUCUUUAAUAGAAGCAGGCUCUGAUUUACAAUCUGAUAGUGAAGACAACUCUGAAUUUGAAGAAUCUGGAAGCAUAGAUGAAAGAGUUCCCUCUAAAACCUUAGCCCAGAACCUAAUGUGCUCGUUUGGUAAUGAAUUACCCCAAAACUAUGAAAAAGACCCUGUAUGAAGAAAAAUUUUAAUUUCUUCCAGAAAAUAUAGUAACGAAAUGUGUUCAAUUGAUAAACUACAUACUGAUGAACAUUUCAUUGAAGAGACCAAAAAUCUUUUUAUUGAAGAACCAGAAAUUUUACAUGAAGAAAUAAUCAGACAUGAAGUUCCUGAUUCACAACUUUGAAAGAUAAACUUGCUUGAAAAAUCAAGAAAUGCAGAAUUUUCUCAGAGAUUUUAUUCAACUGGAUCCUGUAGAGGGCUACAAAAAUCAAAUUUUGGCUGAGAUAAAACCUCAGCUAAUAAAUUAAAGAAUAGAAACAAAUUGAAAAAUUCAAAGAUAGCGAAUCAUUUCAAUACCACUCUCAAAGAUCUGUCCAAUUUUAUAGUAGAGAAGGCUUGCUCAAAGUUAAGUUGCUAUUCUCCUGCCUCAAAAGAAUAUGAGAUUGACAUGACAAGAGAUAGACGCUCUAAAUAUCUUAGAUAGAGU
Messenger RNA from Moneuplotes crassus, 2063 nucleotides. The record is from the annotation of a GenBank genome assembly. NCBI's taxonomy places the organism in Eukaryota, Ciliophora, Spirotrichea, Euplotida, Euplotidae.